AUGAUCCAAGUUGCACUAGGUGUACUCGCUCCCAUGCACCCGCACCCCUCGACCUCUGCUUCCCAGAAUAGUGCCAAGCCCCGGCCCGUGCGCUCGCCAACCGCCCCCGCCUCGCCCAAUCACGCCGCGGCCAUGGCAAAUGCGUCUGCCCAACACCACUACUCAUGCUUUUGCCGUGAGUCAACACUCGCUCUCAACAAGCACAUGGACGCCCGCUCCCGCACACCAGCCUUGGGCGCUCGGCCAAUUCGCCAUGACACGCAAUUCCGCCAGAACCACGCCAACCAAGCCGCGCCCACCGAACCAUGGCACCACAAAACACAAUGCUCAAACACGGCACCAGCACAGAGCACGGUCGAGGCUGCGAGAUAG
Messenger RNA from Exserohilum turcica Et28A, 372 nucleotides. RefSeq lists its product as uncharacterized. The record is from RefSeq and is a predicted model, not a curated record. The coding region runs from base 1 to 372 and encodes 123 amino acids. NCBI's taxonomy places the organism in Eukaryota, Fungi, Ascomycota, Dothideomycetes, Pleosporales, Pleosporaceae. The transcript has a single exon.